This is a messenger RNA of Rosa chinensis, 1806 nucleotides long. RefSeq lists its product as uncharacterized. The transcript has 6 exons. Bases 1 to 1806 code for a protein of 601 amino acids. The record is from RefSeq and is a predicted model, not a curated record. NCBI's taxonomy places the organism in Eukaryota, Viridiplantae, Streptophyta, Magnoliopsida, Rosales, Rosaceae. Gene Ontology annotation, molecular function: protein binding.
AUGUCAUUCCCUGGCUCGACGUUCCACCCGGGAUCAACGCCUGGAACACAAGAAAUCAAUACGGCUGACACUCCAUCUGCAGAACAUCGGAGAAGUGCCAACUUUAACCCUGACGACUAUAUUAUCCCAUGGGUUGGUUUGCCUUCCUUUGACCGCGAACCCCACUCGGAUGAAAUGAAACAAUCAUGCAAUCGUCUGUAUAAAGCUGCUGUAAAAGGUGACUGGAUAAUGGCAAAACAAAUCAUAAACGAAGAUGAGACCAACAGCAUAUUAGGUCUGAAUAUUACAUAUGGAAAGUACACCACACUUCAUGUUGCAGCCGGAGCGCCACAUGUUCACUUUGUGAAUCAAUUGCUGGAAAUGAUGGCCACGCGGCCAGAAUACCGAAAAUAUCUCUUGCGACUAAAAGAUGGAAGAGGUAAUACUGCCUUCUGUUUAGCUGCGGCUGCUGGAUCUAUAGAAAUUAUUAAAACUAUGAUGGCACAUGAUCCAAGCCUGCAAGGAAGAUUGGGUGGGGAAGGAAAGACGCCACUCUACAUGGCUACUUUGUUUGGACAUGAGCAAAUGGCCUCGUACCUGUAUGGGCUGUAUGUUGAACCGGUACCUCGAGGAGAAGAUCUGCUUGGGGUAUUUUUCAGUUGCAUAAAUACUGGUCUCUAUGGUCUAGCCGCUGAAGUGUUGAGACAACAUCCCAGUUUUGCUUUAAAACGCGAUGCUGAACACUCAAAGACAGCUUUACAUUUGCUGGCUGAAAAGCCUUCAGCGUUCACCUGUAGACCUUCUUCAGAAAUAUGUAUGAGGCUCGAACGACGUGGCUGUCCAGCCCAUGCAUUAGUCAAGGCUCUUUGGCGCAGCGUAACAACAAACGAGGAAUUCGCAGAACUAGUAAAAACUCCUACGCACCUAUUGUUUGACGCAUUAAAAUCAGGAAAUUCAGAAUUUGUAACGACGCUUGUUCAUUACUAUCCUGCUUUGUUAUGGGAAAAGGAUAGCGAAAAUCAUACCAUAAUACAUGCCGCAGUUUCACUUCGCCAAGCGAAUGUCUGCAAGUUAAUACACGAGAUAGGCCUGAUCAAGAACGUCAUCCUUGCCCUCAAAGAUGACCGAAAAAAUACUAUGCUCCAUUUAGCUGCAAGAUUAGCUCCCAAAAGCCAAUUAAAUAAAUGGUCUGGAGCAGCUUUGCGAAUGCAGCACGAAUUAAAAUGGUUCGAGGACGUGAAAAGGAUUUUGCCGCCUUCAUACAUAGACAUGAAAAACUCAGACGACCAAACAGCUCAAGAAGUAUUCUCUUCUGCACAUGCAGAGUUAUUAAAAGAGGCAGAAAAAUGGAUGAAUGACGCAGCAAAAUCAUGUAUGGUCGUGUCAAGUCUUCUUGUCAGUGCUUUGUUUACGACGGGAAUUACUGUGGCGCUGGGAGGGAAUAACAGUAGUGAUCAUCAUUUGAAAAGGGUCUCGUAUCAAUUUUUCAUCAUAUCAGAUGCGGUUGCACUCUUCAUGGGCUUGAUUGCAACAUUAAUGUUCUUUUACAUUCUCACCUCACGUUACGCGGAAAAAGAUUUUCUAGAAGACCUACCCUCAAAGUUGCUCAAGGGACUCAUAUUUCUCUUCAUUUCCAUCAUAGCCCUGAUGACGACAUUCAGCACGGUGUUCUUCAUUGCUUAUGGUGUCAAGAACGCACUCCCUUAUCUUGUACUCCUCUCUGCAGGCGUGGCAUUGGUCGUCUUUUUUAAGCUGCUGCUUCCAUUUGGUCAGGAGAUACGUGCUUCCACCACUUCCAAGUCUUUAUUUGAACCAAGCCACAAUUAA